Messenger RNA from Arachis stenosperma, 1073 nucleotides. Its product is annotated as probable esterase D14L. The coding region runs from base 183 to 995 and encodes 270 amino acids. The transcript has 2 exons. The record is from RefSeq and is a predicted model, not a curated record. NCBI's taxonomy places the organism in Eukaryota, Viridiplantae, Streptophyta, Magnoliopsida, Fabales, Fabaceae. Gene Ontology annotation, biological process: response to karrikin.
ACAAAUAACAUUUUCUAUCUUUAGGUUAUGUGUUAAUUAUUAAUUCGUCCAUCUCCGUUUUCCUUUUGCCUAUUCUUUUUUAACCAUUAAAUAUGACAAGGAGGCUCAAAACUCCCCAAUCCUAAAAUCGUCUCCGAUCAAUAAUACAACACAACACAAGAAGCCACAAAAAAAAAAGGAGAAUGGGAGUAGUGGAAGAAGCUCAUAACGUGAAGGUUGUGGGUUCAGGUACGAGGUUCAUAGUUCUAGCUCACGGGUUUGGAACCGACCAAUCUGUGUGGAAACACAUAGUCCCUCAACUCGUGGACGAGUUCCGCGUGGUGCUGUACGACAACAUGGGAGCCGGCACCACUAACCCUGAAUACUUUGACUUUGGACGUUACUCCACUUUGCAAGGUUACGCCUAUGACUUACUCGCCAUUUUGGAGGACCUUCGCGUCUCUUCUUGCAUCUUCGUUGGCCACUCCGUCUCUGCCAUGAUCGGAACUGUGGCUUCCAUUUCUCGCCCGGAUCUCUUCACCAAGAUCAUUAUGGUCUCCGCUUCUCCUAGGUAUUUGAACGACGCGGAUUACUUCGGGGGUUUUGAGCAGGAAGAUCUGGACCAGUUAUUUGACGCCAUGGCGGCGAAUUACAAAGCAUGGUGUUCAGGUUUUGCUCCGAUGGCCGUUGGAGGUGACAUGGAAUCCGUGGCGGUUCAAGAAUUCAGCCGAACCCUGUUCAACAUGAGGCCAGACAUAGCUCUUAGUGUGUUGCAAACUAUAUUCCAAAGCGAUAUGAGACCAAUUCUAAAUCUCGUUACUAUUCCAUGUCAUAUAAUACAAAGCAAGAGGGAUCUCGCCGUUCCGGUGGUCGUAGCGGAAUACCUGCACCAACACCUUGGCGGCAGCUCCAUCGUCGAGGUCAUGUCUUCAGAAGGUCAUUUGCCGCAGUUGAGCUCGCCAGAUAUUGUGAUUCCUGUGCUGCUCAAGCACAUUCAUUAUGAUAUUGUGGUUUAAUUUUGACACUAAAUUGAAUUAAAUUGAAAUGAAAUUGGUAAUGGCAGUAAUUAGUGUCCAAAGUUCUAGGACUAUUUA